Trichoderma aggressivum f. europaeum is the source of this 2898-nucleotide messenger RNA. RefSeq lists its product as uncharacterized. Gene Ontology annotation, molecular function: structural constituent of ribosome. The record is from RefSeq and is a predicted model, not a curated record. Gene Ontology annotation, biological process: translation; maturation of SSU-rRNA from tricistronic rRNA transcript (SSU-rRNA, 5.8S rRNA, LSU-rRNA). The transcript has 10 exons. Lineage: Eukaryota; Fungi; Ascomycota; Sordariomycetes; Hypocreales; Hypocreaceae. The coding region runs from base 1 to 2898 and encodes 965 amino acids. Gene Ontology annotation, cellular component: cytosolic small ribosomal subunit; ribosome.
AUGGUGAUGGCACGAGACUCUAACGGCGCGAUGAACCCAUUCGCGAUGCCCUUCAUUCCACUUGCUUCUCCUCAACCGAGCUUUGCUCUGCGGCGCACCAGAAAAACUCGCUCAACUGUGCGGGCCGAGGGACAUGAAAGGGGAGAUGCUCUGUCAUCUCGAGGCCAGGUAAUGUCGACUGAAUUAGGGCAGGAGGCUCAUGGCACCCUUUUUGCUCAUUGUUUCGCCUCAUUGAUCACGCAGACCGGGUGCAAGGUUUCACAAGUUCAUGUGGUUGCUAAUAACGUCGAUACCGCCACUUUGUCUCAGUCCAGUGUUGAAGCCUUAGAGAAGGCUUCUUAUGGCCCAGAGAGUGGUCAAGAAAAGAAACACGACAGCCCUGCUGCUAGCAACAGUAUCAUCAAGCGCUCGGGUCCAAACACUGGCAACGAACUAGCCUCGGGGCUUCCUGAGACUAAUGUCCUUCAGACGUAUCACCUAUCUGGCGAAAAGAUUGCACCAGGCGUAAAUGACGGUGCUGUCCCGGGCAAUGGUCCCCAGCUCACUUCCAUGGAGGUUGUGCCAGCACCGGAACUGAGACCACCGGGCGAAUACCCGCACUUCAUAUACCCAGGUGUCCCUCCGCUGCCACAUGGUAGUAGCUAUCCCAUUUAUCCGCAUCCUCCGGUGUUACCUGUGUUGCCAUCACCGCCACCGCCGCCAGGACCUUGCAUUCCAUUGCUUCAGGUGAUUCCCUGCCACAUCACGGAUGUCUCAACAGGUCAGCCGUUGCCGGAUAUAUAUACUUUUGCUCUCCAAGUAACCUAUCAGCCACUACCAAACUCCGUUAUGCCAAAUCCUAGCUUCCAGGCUCAGGACCAGAACCCAAGUCCUCUUCAAGAGGAGAUGAAUAUCAUAACUCAUGGAUGCCCAGCGCAUCGACCUAAUCAUCCAAGAUUGCUGACACAGGCAGUAAACGUACCAGAGAGCAUUGAUCAAGUGCAGAUUCGCUCAUUGAGCGGCGACGAACCGAGAGUUAUCUUGGAUGAUCGACACCUCGCCGAAAUACCCAGUGACGACGCUUUUAGAGCUGAAGCCAAGCCGCCAACUUUUUGUUGGGACUGCACCGAGGUGGCGGCCUCGCCAUCAGCUGUCGACGGCCCGCAAUCUGGGGAGGAAAAUGAACGGGCUGAACAAAGGUCGCUGCAACACGACUGCCACGUGCUGUUCAGCUCUGAACAUCAUCACAACGCCAUAAAUGAGUCAACCCAGCCAGAUGCCUCGCUUUUCACGAUGCAGCCCUCCACCAAGCCGGCAGCCAAAUACUCGAAAAAGGGUCCAGUCUAUGAUAGACCUAGUCAGAACCAAGUCCCGGCUGAGGUAGCAUCAUGGUCGCAGUCCAAGAGAUGGCUAAGUUCGGAAACCAAGGAGCGCAGGGCAUUUCAGAAGAUGAUGCUCAACCUUCAGUUCAUGAAGGCCGACCAGUCGCCUUUCAUCCCAAAGACUCCUGCGGAAUUGACCAAGUUCAAGAUCUCUCUUGCUGAAGCCAGACAACAGAAGCUUGCCCACGAGGUUAGCAUCCUGGAAGAAAAAACUCGACAAAAAGAGCUGGCGAAGGCGUCGGGCUUGGCACUCUCAUCAAAGCCACAGGUCACUCUGUUCAAUGGACGACACAUGGGGGACAGGCUUUCUCCGGUGUUCGCCGCUCAGAAUUGCUUCAAUCAACAAGACAUAGCUGAAGUCAACGGCCGCGUGGAAUGGCCAUCGCUAGCUGAGCUAAAAGAAGAAGGCGACAGGCGUACUAGAUAUGGCCGAUACCUCCCGCUUCCUCGGGUCAACGUCGUUGCUUUCAACAUCCCGGAGGGAGAGCAGGAACACGCCUACAAAGCAGACGGAACCAUCUUACGACUCGGACGAAUUGCCGCAACUCGAGAUCGCCGAUCUGAACGGGUUUAUGAGAGACUUUGUAUUGGAUAUUCAGAAGCAUGGGUCAUGAAGAAAGAGGGCAUCAGCAAGGACGAUACCAGCGCUGACAUCCACCACCUUCCGCGUCGAGUGCCAUCAAGUCGCGACCAUCGUGCACUAGAACUUGAGUACCCAUUUAGCGAGAGACGCGCAGUCACGUGCAUCCCACCACACACGCACACACAAAUUUUUCGCGCGGAAAAAAGCACUCCCGAAGAAGCCCUGAGGCGAGUCCUCCACUCUUUCAAGCUCGACAAAAGUUUCAUUCCUCCCACAACCGACAAGUCGAUUGCCCUGGUGAGCACCAUUAUCAUCAGUAUAGAACUCGCAAUCAUGGGUAUCUCUCGUGACUCUCGCCACAAGCGCUCCGCCUCCGGUGCCAAGCGCGCCUACUACCGGAAGAAGCGCGCUUUCGAGGCUGGCCGCCAGGGUGCCAACACCAAGAUCGGCGCCAAGCGAAUCCACACCGUCCGCACUCGUGGUGGUAACCACAAGUACCGUGCCCUGCGUCUCGACUCCGGCAACUUUGCCUGGGCCUCCGAGGGCUGCACCCGCAAGACCCGUGUCAUUGCCGUCGCCUACCACCCUUCCAACAACGAGCUGGUCCGAACCAACACCCUGACCCGUAGCGCCAUCGUCCAGAUCGACGCUGCCCCCUUCCGACAGUGGUACGAGUCCCACUACGGCCAGUCCAUCGGCCGUAGACGCCAGAAGGCCCAGGCCGCCAAGGAGGGCAAGGAGGUCGAGGAGGUCAAGAAGAGCAAGUCCGUCGAGAAGAAGCAGGCUGCUCGCUACGCCGCCAACGGCAAGGUCGAGUCCGCUGUUGAGAAGCAGUUCGAGGCCGGUCGUCUGUACGCCGUUGUCACCAGCCGUCCCGGCCAGUCCGGCCGCUGUGACGGUUACGUCCUGGAGGGUGAGGAGCUGGCUUUCUACCAGAAGAAGCUGCACAAAUAA